GGAUUAUUGAAAGAAGACCGUUAAAAGGUUGGAUUAUUAGUUUCCAUUUUCCCAAAUUAAAUUUAAACGUGCACAACGUUGUUCGGGUGAUGGUGGAUAUCCGGGCACCCUGCCAGUGCCCGCUCUCUGCAGGUUCUCACAAAUUGGACAGAAAGCUUACUCCUCACUAUCCAUUAUCACUCUUCAGUCUUCACUUAUCAGUACCCAUUGAUUAGGGUUUUCAUCUUACUUCUCUCGCUGACCUUUGAGCGCCUUCUAAUCUCCCAACCGCAGGAUUCAUUCCUGAUGUUUUGAACAUUCUGCACAAGAUGCACACAUUAAAGGGAGCAUGGGCUGGGCAGACAUUUGCAGUUGCUGCUUGCAAUGAGUCUGGAGGACGGAAAGCAAGGAUAAGGCGCUCAAAGGAGGAGAGGAAAUCUAUGGUUGAGACUUUUAUAAAGAAAUUUCAGAAAUCAAAUAAUGGGAGGUUUCCUUCUCUGAAUCUUACACACAAGGAAGUUGGUGGCUCUUUCUACAUAAUACGGGAAAUUGUUCGGGAAAUCAUUCAAGAGAAUAGAGUUUUAGGUCCUGCCAUGUUGCCCUCUGCAGAGCAGGACAAUGGAAUUCCAGUCUUAGCCUUUCCAAUUGAACCCUAUUCUUCUUUGUCAUCGCCAGAUGACAUUCACUACCACAGUACAACCAAAGGAAAUGUUUUAGAUUCUAAUGGACAGCUUCAUAGUAGUAGGACUGCUAAUAACCAGUUAGAUGUUGAACAAGUGGUUGUUGUUAGUAGUGACAUAAUUGGACUAGACAGACCUGAAGAUGAACAAAAUGAUGAAUUCUUUGACAAGGAUGAAGUAUCUGUAGAACCAUCAAGUACAGAGUCAUCACCACCAGUACAGGAAAGUGUAGGAGAGACUGGAGAACUCAAAGGAUCAAAAACAAGACCCAGAGCCCAAAAUGAACAAAAUGUGGAAUUCUCUGACAAAGAUGAAGUAUCUGUAGAACCAUUAAGUACAGAGUCAUCAUUACCACUAAAGGAAAGUGUAGGAGAGACUGGAGAACUUAAAGGAUUAAAAGCAGGACCCAGACCUGAAGAUGAACAAAAUGUGGAUUUGUCUGACAAAGAUGAAGUAUCUGUAGAACCAUCAAGUACAGAGUCAUCACCACCAGCAAAGGAAAGUGUAGGAGAGACUGGAGAACUCAAAGGAUUAAAAGCAGGACCCAGACCCGAAGAUCAACAAAAUGUGGAUUUGUCUGACAAAGAUGAAGCAUCUGUAGAACCAUCAAGUAUAGAGUCAUCACCACCAGUAAAGGAAAUUGUAGGAGACACUGGAGAACUCAAAGGAUCAAAAUCAGGACUCCGACCCGAAUAUGAACAAAAGGUGGAUUUGUCUUACAAAGAUGAAGUAUCCGUAGAACCAUUAAGUACAGAGUCACCACCACCAGUGAAGGAAAGUGUAGGAGAGACUGGAGAACUCAAACAAUCAAAAGCAGUACCCACACACAAGAAUGCUGAUGUAGUGGUUGAAAUGUUUCCUCUACGGCCCAUUUCAAUGACAUUUGAUGACUGGGAUGAGAAUGUAAUAAGUGAAACAAGUGGUCACACAUUGCAAAUGAAUGCAGAAGUGGUGGAAAAGGAAAAAGAACUAGCAGUGGUAUCACCUUUGCAAAGUAGUUCUGAUUCUUCCAUAGUCACUACUCCAGACUUCAAAGUAAAGGAUUCAUCUGCUCCUGAAACUAAGACAUUCAUCAGUGGGAGUUCUUCCAACAGAUCUAACGAGAAGUUUGGUUUGGAGGAGUCUCUUUCAUCAAUAAAUAACAGAGAAGAAGAUAUUAUCAAAGUGAAAAAUGGUCCUCCCCCACUUGAUAGAAUCAAUCUCAGUGAAACAUGGAAAGGGACAGAAGCAGAGACAGCCACCAAACAUGACAACAAUCCACUUUUGGCUUUAUUCAAGUCCUUCCUCACUGCCAUUGCUAAAAUUCUGCACUGAAAAACAGACUUUCCUUUGAAGUUCUCAUCAUCAUAUUUGCUUCAAUCAUUAACUCGCGCCUUUCCAAGUCAUUUACUAUCUUAUAUGCACGAGAAGUGAACAAUGUAGACAUGAAUGAUCCGUUGAUUAGCUUUGACAAUGAAGCAUUCUAUGAUAUUGUCUGUCUUCUUUUUUGAAGUGUGAUUCUCACUAUGGUGAAAUUAAUUUUUUCUGUAGUGAGAAAUUUAUUACGGAGUAUUAUUAUUAAUUUCUUCUAAACACUGGACACCAAAAUGAGGAAAAGCUUUUCCUUUGUUAAAACUUAA
Molecule: messenger RNA, 2278 nt
Organism: Cuscuta epithymum
Lineage: Eukaryota; Viridiplantae; Streptophyta; Magnoliopsida; Solanales; Convolvulaceae
Source: the annotation of a GenBank genome assembly